This is a messenger RNA of Adineta steineri, 1029 nucleotides long. The record is from the annotation of a GenBank genome assembly. Lineage: Eukaryota; Metazoa; Rotifera; Eurotatoria; Adinetida; Adinetidae.
AUGCUUUAUCCUGUUAUUGACGCAUUUAGUAAACUUGGUUUACCACGUAUUAAAAAUGAUGAUUUUUAUGAUCGACUUAGUCGAAGAUAUUCGAUGAUUAUUAUUGGAAUAUGUUUUACUAUUGUUACAUCAACAAAUUUUGUGGGUAAUCCAAUAAAUUGUUAUACACAUAAUAUCGCUGGUGAUCAUCUUAGCUAUGUUAAUUGGGUUUGUUGGAUAAGUUCUUCGUAUUAUUUACCAUUUGAUAAACCAUUACCAAAUCGAAAUCAAGCACGACCUGAAAGAAUACCGUAUUAUCAAUGGGUACCAUUUAUUCUUUUUAUAAUGAUGAUGCUUUUCUAUAUACCUGGUUUCAUUUGGAGAAAAUUAAAUAGAAAUUGUGGAAUUGAUGCAAAAGCUAUUACAAAUAUUAUGAGUGGAAUGGAUCAAUUAAAUAGUGAAAAUAGAAAAGAUCCUAUGAUAUCAUUAGCAAAACAUAUUGAUAAAGCAUUAACAUAUCAACGAGAUUAUCAUCAUGGAUUUAUAUAUAGUACUUGGAAACGUUUUUCAUGUUUAAUAUGUUGUACUGUGGGUCAACGUUCCGGAAAUUAUUUAGCUUUUGGUUAUAUUUUAGUUAAAUUACUUUAUAUUACUAAUGCUAUUGGUCAACUUUUUCUCUUGAAUAUUUUUAUGGGUAGUAAAUUUCAUUUGUAUGGUUUGGAAAUUCUUCAAAAAUGGUUUUAUGGACAAGAUAUAGAAUCUCUUGAACGUUUUCCACGUAUAACUAUGUGCAGAUUUUCUAUUCGAACACUUGGUGAUAAUAUUCAUCCAUAUGAAGUUCAAUGUCUUCUUCCAGUUAAUAUCUAUAAUGAAAAAAAAAUAGUUUCUAAAAUAAUACGAAAAAUAUCUUCAAGAUUAAUUCGAUUACUUGAAAAAAAACCGAUACAUGAAUAUUUCAGAAAAGGUUUCUAUUGGAAUUUUUCAUCACAUAUCGUACAUCGAAAACUUUCAUCUCGCUAUCACCAGAAGAAUGAAAUUUGUUCAUUAUGA